Molecule: messenger RNA, 758 nt
Organism: Solea senegalensis (Senegalese sole)
Lineage: Eukaryota; Metazoa; Chordata; Actinopteri; Pleuronectiformes; Soleidae
Gene: ypel3
Product: yippee-like 3
Exons: 5
Coding region: 360-719 (119 amino acids)
Source: RefSeq, a predicted model, not a curated record
UGCAGUCUUCGGACUUCCUCCUCUGCCUGUUUUCAUAAACAAACCUUACUUUCUCUCGCGCCAGGUCAUCGCGGAUGCGCUGUCAGUCAGUGUGCCAGUUUUGUUGAACUCCUGGUUCCGUGUUGCACGAGCUUUGAGACCGAGGCCUGGUUCGUGUUCAAAGAGAGACAGAGAGAGACGCGGGUAAACGCUGCAACAAGCGAAGGCUUGUCUGUGUUGUCUUUAUUGUCCGAGUGGUCCACGCAUGGUCGACUAUCGGACAGAGCCCGACCACGUAUCGCUGUAUUUGGAUGAUUUCCAGCUGUCAGUCUCUUUACGUCGCCGUGUAAACCGCGAGGGGCUAAUUUUCCAAACCAGACAUGGUGAAGUUGACAAAAGCCAAGACAUUCCAGGCUUACCUGGACUCCUGCCACCGGCGUUACAGUUGUGUGCACUGCCGUGCCCAUCUGGCCAACCAUGAUGAUCUCAUCUCAAAGUCUUUCCAAGGCAGUCAGGGUCGAGCCUACCUCUUUAACUCUGUGGUGAACGUCGGCUGUGGUCCUGCAGAGGAAAGGCUGCUGCUCACGGGACUUCACGCAGUGGCCGACAUCUACUGUGAAAACUGUCACACCACACUGGGUUGGAAAUAUGAACAAGCCUUUGAACUGAGUCAGAAGUACAAGGAGGGGAAGUACAUCAUCGAGCUGUCUCACAUGAUAAAGGACAAUGGCUGGGACUGAGGGAAGGCUUCAUCUUUCACCAUGACUGUUGUAAAAAAG